This is a messenger RNA of Rotaria sp. Silwood2, 567 nucleotides long. The record is from the annotation of a GenBank genome assembly. NCBI's taxonomy places the organism in Eukaryota, Metazoa, Rotifera, Eurotatoria, Philodinida, Philodinidae.
AUGUCGUCAGAUACAUUUGAUGGUAAUUCAAUUUAUUCAGAAGAAGUAAUUAAGAAACAACGAAUACAUCAAUUUAGCUGUAUUGUUGAUGGUUAUUUUGGUGAUGCAUACGAUUGCCGAAUCUAUCAUGUGUGUGUCGAUGGACGGGAUUAUCGAUCGAUUUGUGCACCAGGUCUUGCAUGGGAAUCAUUAUUACGUUUAUGUAUGCCAAUGCAUCUUGUUAAUUGUCAAAAUUCAAAAUCAAUUGAUUCAUCAUCAGGAUCAUCAAAGAAAAAAUGGAUUCAAUUAUUUACUAGACCUGUCAUAACAACAACAACAACAACAACGACAACGACAUCAGCAAAAUCAACAGUACCAUUCCAUGUACCCUCGAUUUUUACUUGUGCUGGUCGUUCUAAUGGUUAUUAUGCAGAUCCCAUUCAUUGCCAUAAAUUUCAUUAUUGUGGAACGGGCUGGCAUAGUGUGAUGGAAUGUGAUAAAGGUUUAGCCUAUUCUGCUCAAGAACAUGAUUGUGUGCCUGUUGAACUUGUUAAUUGUAGUACGAAGAAAUCAUCAAUAAAACAAUAA